Molecule: messenger RNA, 1185 nt
Organism: Caenorhabditis remanei
Lineage: Eukaryota; Metazoa; Nematoda; Chromadorea; Rhabditida; Rhabditidae
Exons: 4
Coding region: 1-1185 (394 amino acids)
Source: RefSeq, a predicted model, not a curated record
AUGCCAUUUGGCCAUCGUAAUAACAGCUACAAAUAUGGUGGAUUUCGCCAAUACCGCCCAGUUCAACAAACGCAAAAUUACAAUCAAUUUGAAGCGCCACCUCCACCACCAAGUCGAAGCGUUUUUGACUUCACUCUCGAACAGGGAAACUUGGCAGGAACGAAAACUGCCAAAACAGAUUUGGUUUUUGCGAAGGAAAUAGUGGAACGCGCUGCCAACUUGACACCAUCGCCCGAAGUGAGAAAUCAAAUAAAACAAUAUGCUCAAAAAGUGAUUGUCGCGUUGGAGAAAGAGCAUAGAGAGAAUACUCUCCCAGAAGUCGGUGUGACUCGUAUCAUGCAUGUCGGAUCAUUUGUCACUGGUACAUCAACUCAUUUAUCAGAUAAAAGUGAUGUUGUAGUGCAAUUGAAAUGCCUUCCGUCAUUCGAAACUCUUCUGAUACUCGGAAAUAAGAUUGUCGAAAAUAUACAGUCAGCAGACCCAUCGGAGACUGGAGUCGCGCUUCCGACGGAGGAUGGAUGUAUCAUUUCUUCUCAUAACAAGCAAGUCAGAGUGCUCGUCACUAUCAAUCCAUUGGAUUCGGUGAAGUUGGAACCUGAGUUGCAUUUGGAUGAAACUCGAAUGAUGAUCAAUCACUUCUCCUUGCGACACGUCAGUUGGCUCACAGAAAUGACUGAAUGCAUUCCGAAGGAAACUGUGCAAGAAUACCAUGCUCUGAUUCGUGUCCUGAAAGAUGUUCGUUCUCGAUUCCGCGGUCUCCAGCCUCUCUCGGUUUGGGCACUUCAAUUUCUCGCAUUCCAUUGUUUGUUCGAUGGACCAAACCGCCAAAAAACAAAUCUCGGAACCGCAUUCCGUCGCUUUUUCGAGUUAAUCAGUGCCGGAAUCUUUCUCCCAAAGGCAGCUGGUCUAAUGGAUCCAACUGCUCCAAAUCAUCGAAUUGGAUUCGAUUUGACAUUCGAGCAAAUGGAUGAAGUCUGCAUAGCAGCGCAGACUCUCAUUCGUGUCUUUGCCACAGGAGAUGAUGGAUAUCGAGCGAUUCUUGGAACGGAAGGAACUGCUGCUGAUCUCACUAAAACCACUUCUGUCUGGAAUGGUAUCACGAUUCAACCAAGCGAGACUGCUUACGAAGAUGGAUGUUACGAUCAACCACCAUCAGCAGAAGCGGAAAAGAUUCCAGUGGUUUGA